Molecule: messenger RNA, 1268 nt
Organism: Parastagonospora nodorum SN15
Lineage: Eukaryota; Fungi; Ascomycota; Dothideomycetes; Pleosporales; Phaeosphaeriaceae
Exons: 4
Coding region: 162-980 (272 amino acids)
Cellular component (GO): eukaryotic translation initiation factor 3 complex; cytoplasm
Molecular function (GO): translation initiation factor activity
Source: RefSeq, a predicted model, not a curated record
UUUUGAGCCCCUUCUCUUUUUCAGGAACGCUCAACUCUCACCAGACACAUUCUGCGCAGACGCAGGCUCACGCUAGACGACCACUCUUCACGACGUCGACUACCGCUCCUCGCUCCUCGCUCCUCGCUCCUCGCUCCUCGCUCAGCACACAAAGCGCAACCAUGGCGCCUGGAAAGUGGGAUGACGAGGAAGAGGACAGCACGCCUCCCUCCUCUCCAGUCAACAAGCCCAUUGCCCGCCGCAGCAAGUUUGACGACGAAGAGGACGAUAGCGAUGUGCUAGAAUCAUGGGACGCCGCCGAAGACUCCGAGGUCGAGCGCGAAAAGGCAAAGAAGGCGGCUGAUGCAAAGGCCAAAGCGGAGGCCGAAGCCAAAGCGAACAAGAAGAGCAAGGCACAGCGCAUCGAGGAGCACAGGGAAGCCAACCGGCUGCGGCGGGAAACGGGCGACUUCGACAGCGACGAAGACGAGACGGAAGAGGAGCGCCGCAUCCGACUCCGCCAGCAGGAAAUCGACGGCUCCCGCGCCCAGGCCGAAGAGCUCUUCGGCGACCUCGCCCUCUCCAACAAGCGCGCCGGCAAGGCCGUCACCAUCACCGACGAAUCCGACCCCACCAAGGCCAUCGACCUGUCCUCGCUGCACAUCUUCAACCCAAACACCAAGAACCAGUUCACCAAGCUGCGCGAGACGCUCACCCCGCUGCUGGCUCAAAACGCCAAGAAGGGCCAGUACUCGCUGUUCCUGCAAGAGUUCUGCAAGCAGAUUGCAAAGGACCUGCCCAGCGAGCAGAUUAAGAAGAUUGCGAGCGCCCUCACAACGCUGAGUAAUGAGAAGAUGAAGGAGGAGAAGGCGGCGGAGAAGGGUGGCAAGAAGACAAAGGCUGCCAAGACCAAGACGGUGCUCAAUGCGUCGAGAGACGUCGGCACGAGGGCAGAUACGGCUGCUUACGACGAGGACUUUGGAGAUGACGACUUCAUGUGAGGAACGAUAUGUGCUCCUCUUGUCACAACCACCACUUCACCAUUGCCUGCAGUCAUAGACUCGGUGCACUCUUUGCAUCAUGACAACGACCCCGCCGACUGUAACCCCUACAUGCGUACGGUCUGUCCGUGGCAUUCCAUUUCCAGCAUUGCAUGUGUUUGUUUUCUUGUUCAAAUGGUUCCAGGGCUGCUACGGCAUAGCUUGUAUGCGUGUAGCGGGCAUGCGUGACGAAUAUCUCCAGAUGUGGUAUAGCAGCAACACAAAUGCAAUCUCCCUUUUCAUACGCAA